Asterias rubens (European starfish) is the source of this 4273-nucleotide messenger RNA. Its product is annotated as transmembrane protein 19-like. The transcript has 6 exons. Bases 128 to 1114 code for a protein of 328 amino acids. The record is from RefSeq and is a predicted model, not a curated record. Gene Ontology annotation, cellular component: membrane. Lineage: Eukaryota; Metazoa; Echinodermata; Asteroidea; Forcipulatida; Asteriidae.
AGUUCAUUGCACAAUUCGAUGUCAACCAACAACUACUCACUACUGGGAUCUCUAACCAGCUCUUGAAUUUGAUUGCAUCAAUAUCUUGUUUAGCUCUUCCUUUAACAGGAAGACGGCAUCUAAAGAUAUGAUUCUGUUUGGGGCAUUACUGAGUGUGGUUGUGCCCUUGUCAUUGCUGGUUUGGGCAGUUUCCUUGCUUGGUUUUACGUACCUCGGAUCAGAAGCACCAAUCUACCCAAUCUCACCAGGACGAUGGCUUCUGACUGUCACACUGCCGUUGUUUCUUGCAACAAAUGGUCUGAGAAAGAAGAGUGUCACUUCAGGAGGUGCCAUUCUAGGUUACAUUGUUGGUUUUAUAAUGUUGAUGGCCAGCUACUCAUUCUUCAUGGCUCUGCUGGCGUUCUUCUACACUGCCUCCAAAGCCACCACAUUCAAGGCUGAGAUGAAGAAGAAAAUUGAGACUGACUACAAGGAAGGUGGGCAGCGAGACUGGCUUCAGGUCGUGUGCAACGCUGGUAUCCCGAUGUCCCUGGCUAUCAUCUACCUCAUCGACAGCGGCUUCAGAGACUUACCGCUGGACUUCAGCAGACGCUACGACACAACGUGGACAGCGCUGGCACUGAUGAGUUCGUUCGCAUGCUGCUGUGGGGAUACGUGGUCUUCGGAGAUCGGAUCGGUCAUGGGUUCAAAGACACCACGACUGAUUACUACCUUGUCCAAGGUGCCAGUAGGAACAAACGGUGCCAUCUCUACAGUGGGUAUCCUGUCCAGCAUCGUAGGCGGGUUCAUGGUUGGAUGCGGUUUCUACAUUGGUCUCCUUAUCUCCUUUUCAAGUCCCGUCUUCAAGACGUCCACCCCUCAGUGGCCGGUCAUCUUCUUCGCUGCGAUUGCUGGACUCGUUGGCUCACUUAUAGAUUCUCUCCUGGGGGCGCUGUUCCAAUACUCAGCCUAUGACCAGAGAACUCACCGUGUUGUCAGCGUUGCCUCGACAACAACUGAGCACAUUAGCGGCUGGCCAAUCCUAGACGGCAAUGGAGUCAACGUGUUGUCCUCUCUCCUCACCUCUAUGAUCAUGCCAGGCAUUUGCUUUGCCUGGUGGCCAGUACUUGUUUAGAGAACACAGGAAAAACAUCUGCUUAUUAAGUUUCCGCUUAGCAAAAAAAGGCAGGACACCAGUCACAAAUGGUACAUGUGACAGGGUAUUUUGGCUGGUAACUGUAUUCUGGUAAGCAUAAUUAUUUGUUAAGGUUGCUUUGAGAACACCAUGGACUCAAACCAACUAACCACGGACAAAUGUUGCUUAACAACUUAUCGCUAAGUAAAAAUAAGCAGGAUACCAGUCUCAAAUGGUACAUGUGACAGGGUAUUUUGACUGGUAACUGUAUUCUGGUAAGCGCUAUGAUUUGUACCUAGCUACUUUUUGUGCCAAAAGGAAACUGGCAAAUUUCAAUUAAUUUGGGGAUGAACAAAGAAAAUUUGAUGUUAUUGUGGUGGAUAUAUCUCUCAGCUCUUUAGUGUUUCUCUGUAGAAGUUUAAGUUUCAUGGAAGCACCGUUGAAUAUUAUUCUUGCUCUCUGUGUCCUAACAGAUUUUUAAAUAAGUGUGCUCUAAUUGGCUUAAGGGUCAAAGUCUGCGUGGACAUUUUCUUCUAAUUUUAUUUAUUUAUAAACUCAAACACCUUGUCUUUUGUUUUGUUUUCCUGAAUGCUCAGUUCAACAGGUUGUGACCAAAUUCAAAAUUAUCUGCGAAUAUUCCAUGUACAAAAACUCAAACCAUGAUUGUUAUUUCCACUCAAUUUACAAUUCAACACUAUUUUUGAAUAUUGUGAAUCAAUGUACAAACUGUUGUAUCUGUUUUUGAUUUUCUGUUGUAUCAUUUUUUGGUUUCCCAUAGUUUCCAACCUCGGUUGGCAAAAACUUGGGCUGUGACGUUGCAAAAGAAAGGUCAUUGGUUUGGACCACCAUGGUCCCGGAAGUUGGAAUAUACAUUAGACCUGCACAAACUAUUUCGCUUCUAUUCUACAGCCAAAAUUAAUUUACUGUUAUUCUAUUAACAGUCUAAAUCUUGUUUGUUCCUCUCCCUAUAAGCAUUACAGGGCCCAGUUUCAAAGCUCUGCUUACCGUAAGCAAAGAAUCCACGCUUAUGUCGAGCGUAUUUCAAGAGUUAGCAGGGAAUUUUAGCAAUAGCUUGUGCAUGUGCCUAGUCCAUGCUACUAGCAUUUUUCACUUGCACAGGUAGCGCAGAAAUUCAGCGCUUGCAGGGUGAUCGUAAGCGCAGAAUUUGGCAGUAAGUAGAGCCAUGAAAUUGGGCCCAGGUGAACUAUAUACCUGCUUACUAGAUUGCUGUUUGACUUCUGUUUUGACUCUGAAGUAUUAAAGUUGAUUUAUACUAAUUGUAUUGAACUUGUUGAUAAUGUUUAGUAUUAUUUUGUUGAAUCCACCCUAAUUUUAAUGUAAUUAAAGUUUCUGCAUUGUUCCUCCUAGUGGUCUUACAGAGGGCCUCAGAUCAAAGGUCAGUUUUGUGAUGCACUUAUUUUCAUUAAAUGAAGUGAUAAAAAAAGGUAAAAUUUAAGUUUUCUAUUUUUUAAUUUUUUUUUAAGCGAAGUUUGAAGCGUGACUUCAAAAACCACUGGGUCUGUGCAUUCCUUCAAACCCAUACUAAAUCACAAAAUUGAAUUUGAUCUCGGAACCCCUCUUUAAAUUGUAUUUACCUUUGUACUAUACAUAUAUAAUUAUGCAAUACUAUAUAAAUAUUGGUUAUUUUAAGAGGUGAAAUCUGGACUAUUCCAUUUCAUGAGGCGAAGCCGAGUGAAAUGGAAAAAGCCAGAUUUCACUGAGUGAUUAUAUACUCUGACAAUGCAUUGACAAAAUUGAUUUAAUAUUAUUUUGUAUACUCACACACAGAAUGAUGUAAAUAUGGCAGGUUUUAGAGAUGUGUACCGCAUUGCUUUAAAAUCAGUGCCCCAUGAACGCAAGUUCAAGGCAAGCAAGAAGUGAAGGCGAUCACUUUUCAGUUUUCUUAUUAUUUUAGGGAGAUAGUGAGUAGAAGAAUGUCUCUUGUGCUGUUAAAGUGUUCCUUGUGCCUAUUUUAUAUUAGUAGGAUAUCCUUUAAUGACUUGUUUGUAUCGAAACAUUUUCCAUAUUUGCCGCCUUAGCCUGUGUCAGAAUUGGCGGCUUUGGCUACGUCUGUUGCUAAGGGUGUUGCUAAGGAUGUCCUAUACUUUACCUCUUGGUUAUGCGGUGAUCUAGCCAUAGUUGGAGCCAGAGCCAUAUCUGCCAAUUUGGAUACUGCCUUGAGAACCUGAAUUUGUUCAAACUGCUUAAGUUAUGUGUUUUUUCAUUUAUUUAAACAUAUGGUAUUUUCUUGGUUGUUUAACAAGUAUGUUUUACACAGAUGCACAGUUUGUAAUGGUUUUUUGUACUAGUUUAUAUUCCUUUACCCUUGUGAGCUGUUAGUAUAAAAAAAUCUCUUCAUCAUACGCACAGACAUUUUUUCCUUCGGUUUGUAUACAAUUUUCCUUAAGAAAUGUCGGAUAAAAAGAGAUAAAACAGAAAUUUUGUUUUGUUUUUGAAACACACACUGGUGCUGUGUUUAGGGUUGCAUGGCCCAGUUUUGCUUUGCACUGAAAAAAUUUGUGUUUUUGUUCUUUCCUGAACGAACUGUGAAAAUAUUGCUGUUUCAAAAUGAAAAACAGUCAAAAACAUUGGCACAUGCUGCAAACAACUUGUUUGUACAUAAUUGUUGAACCUGAUUCAUCUAAAAAAAUUUUAACUAGGUACCACUAAUCAUAACAUUCUUGAAAUAGUGAGUUAGAAUUCAAAUUUGGGGUAAAAGCGGCCAAGAAUCAAACGUGCACCCUUGACUGCGUUUUUGUAGGCAACCAAUCUGUGCCCAACUACAUAAAGCUUGUUUGCAGAAAAUACUGCUUAGUUGCUAAGCAAAAGAAUGAGUGGGGCACCAGUUUCAACAAUGUAACUUUAUUGAAGUUUGGAUGCUAACCAAGAUUUAUCUGUGCUUAACAAGUGUGUAUGCUUACAGGCUUUAUCAUUAAAUUGGGCUCUGGUCUCUGAAGAAUUUAGUUUUGUAAAAAAUUAUUGUGUUUAGCUAAUUAUAUUUUUGUAUCCCUUUUCUUGAAAGAAUCACUACUAAAAUCGUAUGCAGUUGACUAUUGUUGAUGUUGAAGGUCCUAUGAAGUGGUAUUUUUUCAAAUUACAUUGUUGAGGCUUAUAUAUGGUUUGAUGUUAAUAAACGAUAACACUUUCUACUUUACUGAA